Messenger RNA from Rodentolepis nana, 879 nucleotides. NCBI's taxonomy places the organism in Eukaryota, Metazoa, Platyhelminthes, Cestoda, Cyclophyllidea, Hymenolepididae. The record is from the annotation of a GenBank genome assembly.
CUCUUGCAUUACAAUUAUCAAUUUUUUCCAAUGUCUAUCGAAUCCAUUAGGGAAAAUAAAUUGGAUUCUAUUAGUGAGAUAUCAGUGUUUGAUAAUUACAGGGGAAAUCUUUGCACCAAAUAUGAGUUUUGUACAAAAGGAUCUAAAUUCGACAGAAGUGAAUACCCGAAAAGAAACAAUCUUUUUUACAUGGCAAAAUCUGCUUUUCUUCCCGAGGGCUAUCCAAAUUCUGUCAGCGGAGAUUAUCUGGAAUAUCAAAUUUGGGAUUCAGUGCAGGCAUUAUCGAGUAGUAUAAUUGGCGCUCUGGCUGGUCAGGCUGUGCUUAUUGGUGUUGGAGUUGGUGAUUCCACAGCAAGUGUUCUUGCUGCCACUCUAACCUGGCUAUUUAAAGAUGGUGUUGGUAUGGUUGGUCGAAUCGUUUUCGCAGGCUGGCAAGGCACGAGUUUGGACAGCCAAUGCAAACAAUGGAGAAUAUUUGCUGAUUUGCUGAAUGACAUGGCCUUCUUCAUCGAGAUUCUAUCUCUUCACGCCCCUUCGUUCUUCACUCUCAUUGUUUGCAUAUCCAGUGUUAUGAGGGCAAUAUUUUCAUACUUAUUAAUGAAAUGUUUUGCAUUUUUGAUCAAGGCCUUGGUUGGUGUGGUUGGCGGAGCCACUCGUGCGGCGAUCGCCCAACAUCAGGCUCUCGAGAACAACAUGGCAGACGUUGCUGCUAAAGACGGUAGUCAAGAAACACUCUCCAAUCUCCUUGCUCUCUUCCUCAAUUUCAUUCUUCUCUCUGUUGUUACGGGAAAUUCAACAAAAAAGAGAAAAAGAGUUGAAUUAAGCGAGUCCAAGUGGAGUAGAAAGAUAUCCACACAGAAAGAUAAGCUGCCGAGAUAA